AUGAUAGCAGCAGCAACGGUUGAGCCCCUUGGAAACUCAAAACUCCACUGCGGGAGUGAGGAUAUUGGGGUAACUGGGGCGGGAAUCUUUUCUGUCUCUGAGCGAAAGGCGGAAGCUAUUUUCUUAGCCCGAAAUACUAAGAGCCCCUCAACCCACAUUCUAAAUUCCCCGAGCGCUACGAGAUCAAACAGCAGCUGGGGCCGAGCGUUCUCAUCCAUUCCCAGGGGAGACUCGCCUCGCUGCACAGCUGCCCGCCGGGUGCCGAGAUGCGCCGCCGGCCCCUCUAACCUGACUGUGGACCUCCCGGCGCUGGGUGCCCAUCCCCGAGAACUUCGCCUCCCUCUUACUUUCAGCCAGAUCUGGAGGGGCCAGACAGCGCUGCGUCCUCCCUCAGCUCCAAACUUUUGUUCGGUCCUCCCGGUGGCGGCAGCGGCGACGGCGGCGGCUGCCGGAGCCCAGCCCUGUCGCCUGCAGCGUCGGGGCGCGGGGAUGCGGAGGCUGGAGCCUCAGAGCGGCGCGAGCCUGCCCGCAGCCGGCUGGCGCCCGGGCGCCCCACUCGCCUCGCUCGCUCUUGCCUUUCUCCCUUACGGAGCCGCGGCAUCGUCCUCCCCAGUCCUCCGCCACCUCCGCCUCCAGGGCUGGGGCAUGCCACUUUCUCCUGGCUCCGGCCGCCGCGGCCCCCGCCCCUUCUGCUCCUCUGCCUCCCCCUCUCCGCCUCGGCGGAGCCAAGCAGUCCCAACAGAAGGAGGACGAGCGUGGAAGGCGAUGGGAAGCGGCCCCAGUGCCGGGGCUCCUCGGAGACGGAGGACCCCGAGAGAGCUGUGGAUAACCGGGGUCUACCGCCUUCACGUAUUUGAGCGCCUAAAUUGUAUUAAGACGACUUGGAAAAACGCCCGAUUUGCCUCUCAAGCACAAGCCACGUAUGGAUCCACCCAGACGCACGCCAGAGACGCAAGCUGGCACAAAUGCACACAAGACCCGGGUGCUGACUCUGACUAAUAUGUAGUUUAUAGAUGAACAGCAUGUUCAGACAAUAAUCCCAGGGAUUAACUUCAAAAGAUACAGACUCCAACCUUCAGGCGUCCAAGCUCCAGGAAGGAGAUUUGCUGAUCUUUGGCCAAGGAGCCAGGAUGCUGUGACUCCAGGAUGACUAACCCAGGAUGAUGCACACCGGCCCAUCACUUGCCUUCCCAGAAUGGUCCUUGCUAGUCAGCACGUAGAGAACUUUUCAACCUCGUCCCUUGAUCUCUUUGCUUCGUUCUCCUCUCCCUCUUUGUAAGAACCUUUGCCUCCACUGAGUUGAGGUAGUGGGCUUUGAGACAUGAGUCUCCCAUCCUCCUGAUGUCCAGCAACU
Messenger RNA from Artibeus jamaicensis (Jamaican fruit-eating bat), 1354 nucleotides. RefSeq lists its product as uncharacterized. Bases 1 to 999 code for a protein of 332 amino acids. Lineage: Eukaryota; Metazoa; Chordata; Mammalia; Chiroptera; Phyllostomidae. The record is from RefSeq and is a predicted model, not a curated record. The transcript has 5 exons.